AAGAGGGUCGCAAUCGUCGUCCUCUGAUGAAUCCAUCCAUUGCUCUUCUUCGCUGUGUAACUUUGCCUUCUUCUUCUUCUUCUUCUUCAUCGCGAUAACUCCUGUUUCUUCAUAACGAUAAGAUUCUACAGAACAAUCGAAUCCUUUCGGAAUUUUUCAGAGGUUGUUUGCUAGCUGUGGAGAUUUCUCUCUGUCUACCAUCAAACCUCCGUAGAGAGUAGUAGUACUGUCCAAGAGAUCGAACCGGGCAGAAGGAAAAGGAGUUGUUUUGGAUCUCUGGUUGGUUAGGGAAGGCUCAAGGGGAGCUGGUGUUGUUGAAGCGUUAGUAUGUUUGCUAGUUGAUUUAGAAACGGAGGAAGGAGAGACCAAGCGCCAAUUUCUCUAAUCUGAAUCUUGAUUUCCUGGAAUACUCGAUUGCGUUUGCUUUGGUUUUGAGGAGAGGGAGAUGUCAAACCAUCCGAAGAUGACAUGUGUGUCUUCGGCGCAUCAGAAUUUGGAGGAGAAGCUAAGAGAACUUCAGGAGAAGUUCUGUCAUCUUCAGGCUGCUAGGAAAGAAGGGCGCCAUGGUGACCUUGCUCUUUUGGAAGCCCAAAUCUCUCAGAAUCUUCGUGAGUGGCAAGCUGAACUCACUGCUCCUUCUCCAGAAUCUUCUCUUCUGGGUGAAGGUAUUAGCCAAUUCCUUGAAGAGUUUGCUGAGUUUGCUCCUCUGUUGAAGUUAGACGAGGAGGAUGAUGCAACUAGUACGUUAAAGGAACAUGCUGCACCAAAGCCUGAGCCUGAGGGUUUCGCUCAAACCUUGUGCCCUCCAGAAUGGACAUCUGAUCAUUUUAGUCAAAGUCUUUUCAACGGGAAUUUCUCCUGUGGUGUUGAGGAUGCUGGUAACAACACAGAAACACAUGGUCAGCAACUCCAUUAUGCCUUUGAAGGGUUUGAUUCAAGCAUAAACACUGCUCCUGAUUUCCAUGAUCAAAAACUCAGCAACCUGGAUAUAACUUCUCAGUAUGAUUAUAUAUGCUCAGAAGUGCGUCAGGAACUCGAUAACAGCCCUUCCAUUAAGCUUGACUCUUCUGAAGAGAUCGAAAACUUUGCUGAAUUUACUACUCCAUCAAGUGUCCGUGUGCCUCCAUCUGCUUUUCUCGGACCCAAGUGUGCACUAUGGGAUUGCACAAGGCCUGCUCAUGGCUCUGAGUGGUACCUGGAUUACUGCAGUAACUUCCAUGCGACUCUAGCUCUGAAUGAAGAUUCGCCUGGCGCAACACCUGUCUUAAGGCCGGGGGGCAUCAGUUUGAAAGAUAAUCUACUGAUUGAUGCCCUUCGUGCAAAGACUCAGGGUAAGAAUGUUGGCAUCCCAGUGUGUGAAGGAGCUGUUAACACAAAAUGCCCAUGGAAUGCAGCAGAGUUGUUUCAUCUUGAACUGGUUGAAGGCGAAACGAUUAGGGAGUGGCUCUUCUUUGACAAACCUAGAAGAGCAUAUGAUAGCGGAAAUCGAAAGCAAAGAUCACUUCCAGAUUACAGCGGACGAGGUUGGCAUGAAUCAAGAAAGCAACUGAUGAAGGAACAAGAAGGCCAGAAGAGAUCUUACUAUAUGGAUCCACAACCUUCAGGUUCCUUCGAGUGGCAUCUCUUUGAAUACCAAAUCAAUGAAUCUGACGCAUGUGCGUUAUAUCGCCUAGAAAAAAAAGUAGGAAAUGGAAAGAAGAGUCCUAAGGGAAAGAUUUCAAAAGACCCUCUAGCUGAUCUGCAGAAGAAGAUGGGACAGUUUAAAGUGGCUUCAGACAAGCCCUCUCCUCAAUCUAACUCAAGACUCCUGCAACAAUAGCUCCAAGUUGUCUCCGGCAUCCUACAAAAAAGCCAUCGUCAUCUGUGUUUUUUUUCUCUCUCUUUCUGACUGUAUUAUGAGGAGAUAGGAUCAUCAUCUUUGAUUUGAUGUAUUGUGUUAAUAUGGACAAGUCUGGUCUUUGCCCUUUUUCUUUAUAGAAUCUGUGAUGGGUUUGUAAAUUUUUGCAUUUUAUUUUUUCUCCUUCAAAACCGCAAGGAAGGAUUUUGUAAACGAAGUUGUGUACUUAUCCGAUCUAUAAUUUGAUGAGAAUUUUGCAGUC
Messenger RNA from Camelina sativa (false flax), 2099 nucleotides. RefSeq names its product transcription factor VOZ2. The record is from RefSeq and is a predicted model, not a curated record. Gene Ontology annotation, cellular component: nucleus. NCBI's taxonomy places the organism in Eukaryota, Viridiplantae, Streptophyta, Magnoliopsida, Brassicales, Brassicaceae. Gene Ontology annotation, biological process: positive regulation of DNA-templated transcription; positive regulation of long-day photoperiodism, flowering. Gene Ontology annotation, molecular function: sequence-specific DNA binding.